AACCGGCGCGAGCCUGCAGGGCGGCGGCGGCGGCGGCGGCGGAGGUUCCUCGAUUUGUGAUCUCCCUGAAGGCACCAUGAGCUGCAUCAACCUGCCCACCGUGCUGCCCGGCUCCCCCAGCAAGACCCGGGGGCAGAUCCAGGUGAUUCUCGGACCCAUGUUCUCAGGAAAAAGUACUGAGCUGAUGAGACGGGUCCGUCGCUUCCAGAUUGCCCAGUACAAGUGCCUGGUGAUCAAAUAUGCCAAAGACACGCGUUACAGCAGCAACUUCUCCACGCAUGACCGAUUCAUCAUCUACCUGAGCCCCCAGCACUGGAACACUCCCACACAUGGCCUUUCACUUUCAGACUCUGCUGGGAACACCAUGGAGGCCCUGCCAGCCUGCGUGCUCCGGGACGUGGCCCAGGAGGCCCUGGGCGUGGCUGUUAUAGGCAUCGACGAAGGGCAGUUUUUCCCCGACAUCGUGGAGUUCAGCGAGACCAUGGCCAAUGCCGGGAAGACCGUCAUUGUGGCUGCACUGGAUGGGACCUUCCAGAGGAAGGCGUUCGGGACCAUCCUGAACCUGGUGCCCCUGGCUGAGAGUGUGGUGAAGCUGACGGCGGUGUGCAUGGAGUGCUUCCGAGAGGCCGCCUACACCAAGAGGCUGGGCGUGGAGAAAGAGGUCGAGGUGAUCGGAGGAGCAGACAAGUACCACUCCGUGUGCCGCCUCUGCUACUUCAAGAAGGCCUCGGGUCAGCCUGCCGGGCUGGACAGCAAAGAGAACAAAGAGAACUGCCCGGUGCUGGGAAAGCCUGGGGAGGCCCCGGGAGCCAGGAAGCUAUUUGCUCCUCACCAGAUCCUGCAGUGCAGCUCGGCCAACUGAGGCACAGGCCCCACACCCAGGACGGGCGCGGACCGGCCACCUGCUCCCGUGCCUGCUGCUGCCCCCUGGCGGACACCUGCCCCUGCGUGCUGCCCGGCCUUCUCGGAGGAGGAAGCGGGCGUGGGGCGGUGAAGUUUCACCAGCGCCCUUUCCCUGGCCAAGGGCCACGGGCCGGUGGUCUGCACAUCACACUUCCCUCCUUGCCUGCCCGCCGGCUUCUCUCAGUUCCCCUCCCAGGCUACUCACAAUCCACCCCAGGCCGGCGCGGGGUCUGGCCACUGCUGACCUGAGUCCCUCCCUCUCCAAGGAGUGAGGCCGGAGGCGCAAGCUCCUGUGACAUCGGCGCUCCUGCCUGCUUCCCCCUUUGUGGCUUUUGCUGUUGAGUUUCUGUUCUCACUGGUAAGUCAGAGCAUCAGCACCUCUGGCUCAGCACCGAGCCUCCUCUCGUGCAAAGACUUUAGUCCCCCUGCCUGGGACGGGCCCCUGGCCCCUCUGAGGAUGGCUGGACUUGUUCUCUCUUACUUCCCUUUGGGCCGAAAGCCCUUCCUGCUCUGGCGAUCAUUCUCUCCAGAAUUACAGCUUCUUCCAUGUGGGUGACACUCACCCUGCUGGGGCUCAGAUCCCAGGGGCUUGUCUUUCAAGGCAGGGGCUGUGAUUUUUCUCUUUUAGU
Messenger RNA from Eubalaena glacialis (North Atlantic right whale), 1532 nucleotides. It is a transcript of the gene TK1, whose product is annotated as thymidine kinase 1. Bases 77 to 862 code for a protein of 261 amino acids. Gene Ontology annotation, biological process: thymidine metabolic process. Lineage: Eukaryota; Metazoa; Chordata; Mammalia; Artiodactyla; Balaenidae. The record is from RefSeq and is a predicted model, not a curated record. Gene Ontology annotation, molecular function: thymidine kinase activity; ATP binding. The transcript has 8 exons.